Molecule: messenger RNA, 2165 nt
Organism: Cynara cardunculus var. scolymus (artichoke)
Lineage: Eukaryota; Viridiplantae; Streptophyta; Magnoliopsida; Asterales; Asteraceae
Product: sulfate transporter 1.3-like
Exons: 14
Coding region: 74-2041 (655 amino acids)
Biological process (GO): transmembrane transport
Cellular component (GO): membrane
Molecular function (GO): secondary active sulfate transmembrane transporter activity
Source: RefSeq, a predicted model, not a curated record
CCCAGUUUCUAAAUCUGAACUUGCAUUCUUAGAUACCUUUGGAAUAUUUGGUGAUAACAACCUUCCAACCACAAUGAGUGGGAGGAUUGCUGCAGAUGUCGAGAUGAAGGAUACGGGUAACAUGAAUGCAUCGUCUUCACGCUUCCAAGGAGAUAACUUGCCGUAUGUCCACAAGGUUGGGAAGCCUCCGAAGCAAGAUUUGUUGAAAGAGAUCAAAACCGCCCUCAAAGAAACUUUUCUUUCGGAUGAUCCCUUGAAACCGUUCAAGGACCAGCCGAGGAAGAGAAAGCUUGUCCUUGGCUUUCAGACGCUUUUCCCAAUACUCGAAUGGGGUAGAGAUUAUAGUCUUGCUAAGUUCAAAGGCGAUCUCAUUGCUGGAUGUACCAUUGCAAGUCUCUGUAUACCUCAGGAUAUUGGGUACGCGAAACUAACCAACUUGGACCCUCAAUAUGGAUUGUACUCUAGCUUCGUUCCACCUCUAAUUUACGCCUUCAUGGGUAGCUCAAGAGAUAUUGCCAUUGGACCCGUGGCAGUGGUCUCUCUCUUGCUUGGAUCCAUGCUACAAGAUGAGAUAGAUCCCAUAACACAUAAAAAUGAAUAUGAACGUCUUGCUUUCACUGCAACCUUCUUCGCUGGAAUUACUCAAGCCACACUCGGCUUUUUUAGAUUGGGUUUUUUGAUCGACUUUUUGUCGCAUGCUGCUAUUGUCGGGUUCAUGGGGGGAGCUGCUGUUACCAUCGCACUUCAGCAACUCAAAGGGUUGUUUGGCAUCAAGAAAUUCACCAAAAAGACUGAUAUCAUUUCCGUCAUGAGUUCUGUGAUUUCCGCAGCACAUCAUGGGUGGAAUUGGCAAACCUUACUAAUAGGAGUUGCAUUCUUGACUUUCCUUAUGGUUGCAAAGUACAUUGGUAAGAAGAACAAGAAGUUAUUUUGGCUGCCUGCAAUAGCUCCAUUGAUUUCCGUCAUCGUUGCCACGUUCUUCGUUUUCAUCACUCGUGCAGAUCGCAAUGGUGUCCAAAUUGUGCGCCAUAUCGACGAAGGAAUCAAUCCAUCAUCGGUGGACCGAAUUUUCUUCAACGGAACCUACCUUGCCAAGGGUUUCAAGAUUGGAGUUGUUGCAGGAUUGAUCGCGCUCACGGAAGCUGUAGCAAUUGGAAGAACAUUUGCUUCACUCAAGGACUAUCAGCUGGAUGGAAACAAAGAAAUGGUAGCACUAGGCACCAUGAACAUAAUCGGUUCGAUGACCAGUUGUUAUGUUGCCACAGGGUCAUUUUCUAGAUCAGCGGUGAAUUACAUGGCUGGUUGUAAUACCGCUGUGUCCAACAUUGUGAUGUCCACGAUCGUGAUGCUGACUCUAUUACUAAUCACUCCGUUAUUCAAGUAUACGCCAAAUGCUAUCCUAGCCUCCAUCAUUAUAUCCGCUGUCGUAGGUCUCAUCGACUUUGACGCAGUUGUCCUACUGUGGAAGAUUGAUAAAUUUGACUUCUUAGCUUGUAUGGGUGCCUUUUUCGGUGUGGUUUUUAAUUCCGUUGAGAUAGGCCUACUCAUCGCGGUCGGGAUAUCGUUCGCCAAAAUCCUAUUACAAGUAACGAGACCUCGGACUGCCGUGCUCGGUAAGAUCCCAAGGACAAGCGUUUACAGGAACGUAGAGCAGUAUCCGGGUGCGACUAGGGUCCCUGGUGUUCUGAUCAUCAGAGUCGAUUCAGCCAUCUACUUCUCGAAUUCUAAUUACAUCAAGGAGAGGAUUUUGAGGUGGCUUGCAGAUGAGGAAGAACAGUUUAAAAAUCAACCAAAAGUAGAGUAUUUGAUUGUCGAUAUGUCACCUGUUACUGAUAUUGAUACCAGUGGCAUUCAUGCCUUGGAAGAACUGCAUGGUAGCCUUCAAAAGAGAGAGAUUCAGCUUAUUUUAACAAACCCAGGACAAACCGUGCUCGACAAGCUGCAUGCAUCUCAUUGUGCAGAGCUGAUUGGGGAAGACAAGAUCUUCCUAUCCGUUGCCGAUGCUGUUUUAACAUUCGCUCCGAAGAUGGAACAAGCAUAAAACACGGUUUUAAUUUGUCUUUUUUGGUUUUACACAGUUCGAUUAUCGUUUGUUUGUAUGUAAUUGAAGAAGGUUUAUACGACAAUUGACCGCGUAAUAACUACCCAUACGUCUUCUUUCCAAA